CCAGCUUUCUCUUCCUUCUCUCCUAAGAGUCGCUCAGCUCAGUCCUCCAUCAUGGAAGAACCACUGAUUUCAGAGUCUGAAGCUCAUACUUCCACCACAACCACCACCACCACCACUUCCACUUCCACCACCGUCACCAUUACCUCUGCCGCCUCAUCAACGACUGGCUACACAAAAUCCAAGCAAAACCAGAAGAACUCAGUAGCAGUGAAGACCCAAAAAGGUUCAAAGAAAGUAGGAAACAGUGGCAAUGAGAGUAACAAACACCCUAAUAGCGACGGUGACGGCGAUGGCGACGGCGACGGAGACGGAAAACAUCCGACCUAUCGUGGCGUUCGGAUGCGAAAUUGGGGCAAAUGGGUGUCUGAAAUCAGAGAGCCUAGAAAGAAAUCAAGGAUCUGGCUUGGAACAUUCCCUACGCCGGAAAUGGCGGCUCGAGCCCACGACGUAGCCGCUCUUACAAUUAAAGGCAAUUCAGCUUACCUCAACUUCCCAGAGCUAGCUCAAGAACUUCCUCGUCCUGCCACCACUUCACCAAAGGACAUCCAAGCCGCCGCCGCCUUAGCUGCGGCAACGGUGUUCACGGUGGUAACUCCGAGAAGCCAUGUAGUAUCAGAAGCCAAGCCGAGCCAAGCCGAGGUGCAAAUCUUUCACUCUCCUACUCCUACUACAACUUCAGAAGACACCCAAGAAUCUUUCUCUGUUUCUCAAUCAAUGGAAGAUGAUGAGGCAUUUUUGGACUUGCCGGAUCUCCGUAGUGAUCUCACGGCAACAAAUCCAAUUGACAGAUUUGGGCUUUAUUCUUCAUGGCUAUCAAGUGCUGCUGGAGCUGAACCGUUCUUGUGGGAGUACUACUAAUAAGAGAGCUCACAAUUCAAAAACUGUUUAUGUGAAUGUACAUCACUGACUUGCAGAAAUUACCACAUUUGGGAGCCAAAAGUUCCUUCUUUGGCCUAACAGAAAGAAGCCCAGUUGAGGGAUAGAUUGUUUUAAAUCUUUAGAGAUCAUGGGUUUUGGUGUCUUUGCUCUUUCUGUUCAAUUCUUGAUCAACUUCUUUACAGGAUUUUUGCAGGGACCGGAAAGAGGUAGGGAGUUGUCCAGUUCAUUGUCUCAUUUGCUAAUAUGCGCCCUGAAGGUGAUUGGGUCUUUAGCCUUCACCUAUUUAUAUAUAGUUGAUACAUUCUCUCUCUCUCUCUCUCUCUCUCUCUCUCUCUCUCUCUCUCUCUCUCUCUCCAGUGCCCCCAAUGUGUAUGAGACUAUGAGUGGCAAUAGAAGUGUAAUUCAAGGUUUUCACUGGAGGGGUCUCUCAUGGUUUUGGGUCA
This is a messenger RNA of Telopea speciosissima, 1322 nucleotides long. Its product is annotated as ethylene-responsive transcription factor ERF038-like. NCBI's taxonomy places the organism in Eukaryota, Viridiplantae, Streptophyta, Magnoliopsida, Proteales, Proteaceae. The transcript has a single exon. The record is from RefSeq and is a predicted model, not a curated record. Gene Ontology annotation, biological process: regulation of DNA-templated transcription. Bases 52 to 858 code for a protein of 268 amino acids. Gene Ontology annotation, molecular function: DNA-binding transcription factor activity; DNA binding.